This is a messenger RNA of Callorhinus ursinus (northern fur seal), 5151 nucleotides long. The record is from RefSeq and is a predicted model, not a curated record. NCBI's taxonomy places the organism in Eukaryota, Metazoa, Chordata, Mammalia, Carnivora, Otariidae.
UUUUACUUGGUAAACUUCUUUAAAAAAAAAAAAAGUUUAAAUUGUUUAUUUUGAAAUAGUGAUAGAUUCAUAGGAAGUUACAAAGGUAGUGUCCCCUAAAGGGUGCAGAUGACAUAGUCAUAGUGCUGCAUCCAAACCAGGAGGCUGACCUUGGUCCAGGGCAUGUGUUCUGUGUCGUUUUAUCACUGUGUGGGCUUGUGUGUUUGCAGUCAAGGUACAGAAGCAGCCCACCCCCCACCACAAAGUUCUCCCGCACGCUGCCCCUUUAUAACCAUGCCUGCCCCUCCCAGCCCCGCCGUCCCUCAUCCUUGGCAACCACUGGUGUGUUUUCCAUCUCUGUAGCGUUGUCAUCUCGAGAUCACGAGGGAAAUGGAAUCACACGGUGUAGGGGCUUUUCUCACUCAGCAGUAAGCCCCUGAGAGCCAUCUACGUGGUGUGUGUACCGGCAGUCUGUUCCUUUUUAUCACUGAGUGGCAUUCCGUGACAUGGCUGUGCCACAGUUCGUUUACCCAUUCACCUACUGAGAGACGUUUUGGUUUCCAGUUUGGGGCUAUUACGUAUAAAGCCCACGUGGCCCGUCAGGUACAGGUUUUUGUGCGGACAUAAGUUUGCAUUUCUUUGGAAUAAAUGUCAGGAGUACAGUUGCUGGGUCGUAUCGUAAGUGUGUGUUUAAUUUUUUAAAGACAAGGAUGUCUACUCUUGUCACUUCUCUUUAACAUUGUACUGGAGGUUUUACACAGGGCAGUUAGUCAAGAAGAAUAAAGGCAUCCAGAUUGGAAAGGAAGAAGUAAAACUGUCACUAUUUGCAGACACUGUGAUCUUGUGUAUAGAAUAUUCUAAGGAAUCCACUAAAAAACUCUUAGGACUGAUCAGUGGGUUCAUCAGCACUGCAGGAUACACGAUCGAUACACAAAACUCAACUUUGUUUCUGUAUACUUGCAAUGAAUAACCUAAAAAUGAAAUUAAGGGAACAGUUAUAUUUACAGUAGAAUCAAAAAGAAUAAAAUACUUAGGAAUAAAUGUAACAAAAGAAGUGCAAAACUUAUAAUCUGAAGAGUAUAAAAUGUAUGUUGUUCCAAGAAAAUAAGGAUUCAAAUGAAUGGGAAAAUAUACUGUGUUUAUGGGUCAGAAGGUUUAACACUGUUAAGAUGUCCAUACUCCUCAAAUUGAUCUGCAGAUCAUGCCAGUCCCUAUUGGAAUUCCAGCUGGUUCCUUUGCAGAAUCCGACAAGCUGAUUCUAAUCCCUGAUUCAUAUGUAAUUUCAAGGGACCCAAAAUAGCCAAAACAAUCUUGAGAAAGAACAUAGGAGGAGCAUCCACAGUUCCUAAUUUAAAAACUUACUACAAAGCAACAGUAGUCAAGACAUUGGACUAGAAGAUAGUCCAGAGAUGAACUGAUGUGUCUGUGAUCAGCUGAUGGUGACAAGGGUGCCAAGACCAUCCAGUGGGGGAAACAAUAAUCUCUUUAAUAAGUGGUGCUGGGACAAUGGGACAUCCACAUGCCGAAGAGUGGGCCGGGCCCUCACCUGGCACCAUAUACAAAAAUCAACUCAAAAUGGGGUAAAUGACCCAAAUGCAAGAGCUAAAAAUCUAAAACCCUCAGAAGAAAACAGGGCAGUCAAUCUUCAUGACCCUGAAUUUGACUAAGGAUUUUUAUAUAUGAUACCAAAAACGUGAACAACUAGAGAAAAAAGAUAGAUACAUUUGACUUCAGAAUGUAAGACUUUUGUGACAGCAUCAAGGUGAACAGACAACCCACAGGAUGGGCGAAGGAAUUCGCGAAUCGUGUAUCUGGUAAGGGACUUGUAUCCAGAGUAAAUAAGGAACUCUUACAACCCAACAGUGAAAGACAACCCAAUUUAAAAACGGGCAGAAAUAGACAUUUCUGCAGGGAAGAUAUUCAGAUGGCAAACUAGCACAUGGAAAGAUGCUCGAUAUCAUUCGUCAACCAGGAAAUGCAAAUCACACCCACAGUGAGGCAACCCCUCACACCCGCUGGGCUAGUUACAUGCUGGUGAGCAGCACGUGGAGGAACCGGAACGCUUGCCCGUUGCUGGAGGGUGUGAAGUGUGCAGCUGCCGUGGGGGACAGGCUGGUGGCCCCCCCGAUGAGUCAACAGAAUCAGCUGCGACCCUGCAGUCCCACUCCUAGUGCACACCCCAGAGAAACGAAAGCACACGUCCACAUGAAGACUUGCGCGUGAUCUAUAGAAGCUUUAUUCAUGAUGGCCCAAAGGUGGAACCCCAAAUAGUGUCCCCUGAGAGACAAACGGGUGAACAAAGUGUGGUGCAUUCACACGGUGGAAUAUAUAACCUUUGCCCAUCUUUUCACAAACUAGGAAGCACAGGGUUGUACCUUUUGGGUGGGUGAGUUGUGAGGGGUGGGGACCCCAUCUCAAUCAAGUGGUUUUUUCCCAAACAGAGAAAUGGACUGUGUUCCAGAGUGGCGGCACCCGUCCCGUGUCCCGCUUCAGGCCGUGUGGCUGUCUUCUGUCCCAGCCACCCUGGUGGGUGUGCAGGGCUGUCUCGGUGUGGCUGCCUUUCCCUGGGCUAGUCGGCCAUGCGUCUGUCCUCUCUGGGCAAGUGUCUCUUUGUCCGUUUGUCUGUCUUCUCAUUGGAGCUUUUAACUGCUGAGUUUUGGGUUUUUCUCAUGAUGUGUUCUGGAUACGAGUAUUUUGUGAGGUGUGUGGCAUGUGGGCAUUUCCUCCUCCUCUGUCGCUUGUCUUUGCGUCCCCGGAACAGGCUCGUUGACGGAGCAGAAGUUUCCCAUUUUGAUGAAGCCCACGUUGUCCGUGCUUCCUUCCAUGCUCGUGCUCUCCAGGUGAACUCUGGAAACUUCUCACCAAGUCCUUGGCCUGGAAGAGUUUCUCUGCAGCCUCCCGCAUCAGUGGAUGUGAUCAUGGGAUUAUUUUUCUUUAGCUCAUCAAGGGCGGAUGAUACUGGUUGAUUCUCGAGCAUUGAACAGCCUUGUCCCUGGAACGGCCCCACUGGGGUGUGGGGCAUCAUUCAGACUCUGGUUCCACUGGGUCCUCAGUGCUUGCUCGGCCAUGAGCAGGGGUGUGUGGGGAGGCUUCCGCGGGGGCAGCACUGUGGCGGGGAGACCCAGAGGGAGGUCUAGAAGGAAGCCCAAGGAUGUGGGAGGUUUCGCUUGGGGAAGAGAAGGGCAGCCACUUGCUUGGAUGCUGUCCUCUCCAUAUCCGACCCCGCACCACUUGCGGGGCGGGUACCCAGGCGCAGGCCCAGGGGAACGGCUCACUGGUAUCUGGGCAAGGACUGGGGCCCAGGGCAUCCCUGAGGUCGGGCAGUUCCGGAAGCGAGGAGGUGCUGGACGUGCGAGAGCCCGUUCUCACGGUCGGCAGCUCCGUGUCAUCCUGUGGCGGCCCUCAAAGACUGCUCGCUUUCUGUCGGUCCCCCUUCUGGUGGCAGAUGUGAGUGACAUCAGUCGCUUCCUCAGCGCGUUCCACAAGCCACACGCGGGGCUCAUCCAGGCUGCCCAGCAGCUGCUCUCCGACGAGCAGGCUCCACUGCGGCAGAAGCUGCUGGCCGACCUCCUGCACACCAUCAGCGAGAACAUCGCGGCCGAGACCAGGGCCGAGGACCCGCCGUGGUUCGAAGGUUUGGAGUCUCGAUUCAGGAGUAAGUCUGGGUACCUGAGGUAUAGCUGCGAGAGCCGGAUCCGGAGCUACCUGAGAGAGGUGAACUCUUACGCCUCCGUGGUCAGCGUGGAGGCUCAGGAGGAGUAUUCCCGCAUCGUGGACAUCAUGUGCCGGGAGCUCAGGGCGGCGCAGUACAACGGCAGCUACUUCGACAGAGGCGCCAAGGCAGGUGGCCGGCUCUGCACGCCCGAAGGCUGGUUCUGCUGCCAGGGUCCUUUUGACGUGGACACCUGUGCAUCCAAACACUCCAUCAACCCCUACGGUAACAGGGAGAGCCGGGUCCUCUUCAGCACGUGGAACCUGGACCACAUAAUAGAAAAGAAGCGCACGGUGGUCCCCGCACUGGCUGAAGCUGUCACAGAGCGAGACGGCAGAGAAGUGGCCUGGGAGUAUUUUUACAGCCUGCUCUUCACCUCGGAGAACCUGAAGUUGGUCCACAUUGCCUGCCAUAAGAAAACCACCCACAAGCUCAGCUGUGACCCACGCAGGAUCUACAAACCACAGACGAAGCCAAAGAGGCGGCGGCCGGCCCGCAAGUGCCAGUGACAGGCCGCACGUGCCUCCUCCCCUGGGUGCGUGGGAUUCCAGUGGCUGUUAUUGAUGGCUCCUGGAAACACUUCAGAGAUCCUCACUGCAUUUCUGAAUCGGCCUUUGCACCUCUGAGAGCCCAAGCGCCAGGGGACCAGUUUGGUGCACGGCCAGGACGCGUGUGGGUCUGCAGGGACAAGGCCCUGUCCUCAGCUCAGGGGCCCCGCCUGACACGGCGUCGGGCCAGACGUGGCUGCACUGGCUGGAGGGACAAGUAGUCUGUGUCAGCUCUCGGGUGGGUCUCCACUCCCACGACAAAUGCAGAGCUCUAUCCUCUGGGCUUUUCUGAUUGCUCCCAAGUUACAGCCCAUCUGGGGUAAAACGUUUGUAUUCCACAAAGCACGUGCAAGGACACGCGCUGCCGUGUCGUUUAUGAUGGCAGAGAGUGGGAGACCCUCCACAUGUGUGUCCGUGGGGGAAGGGCUCUCUGUGGUCUUGUGCUGAACCACAGGAAACUGCUGUUCUUGUAAAUCAGAAAUGGUCAGAUGUCGCGAUUCAUUCCUACCCAUCGACGUUAUGUGAAGCUGUGUAGCAGUUUUGUGUGUUUCAGUAUGGAAACGGGGGGCUGUGCGUCAGGUGCACAAGGCGGUCAGUGGCUUCACCACUUGGAGUGUGACCUGCUGGUUUUAUAACUGCCUGUGCGUGUGUCGCACGUGUGUGUUAGUGCACGUGGGACAGUCUGCGAGGAAACGUGCCAUCUGGACAGCAAUAACCCUGGGGCCGUGGUGGGGGUGCGCUGGAUUAUAAAGGGCUAAUUUUCCAAAUCAUGUAUUUCAUAAAACUUGGAAGUUUUUGAAAUAAGCACUUACUUCAUAAUCUUUUAAAAUUUACUUUUUAAAGUCCUACAGAUUGUAAUAUUUGAAUUUUUACUUUUGUAUAAUCGUAAAAACCAAUAAAGAUUUUUCAGAA